AUGCCACCCCCCAUUUCUGUGCAAUCGCAGAAGCUGAUACUGCAGUACUUCUUUGCGCUUGCUGUUCUUAAUCAUCUGGAACAAACCGAAACAACUAAAGACUUUCUGGGACGUGCAAGUGCUUCUGUUCGGGAUUUGCAGCGAAAAGUUGUCGAGUUUACUUCAAACCAGCAAUCUAAAGAGUCUGAACUUGAAAGAUUUCGCAAACAAUUUGACAUAAAAGAUGAACAUGCUCGACUGCAAUUGUUGGAGAAAGCUAGUACCCUUCCAGACAUCCUCGAUGACUAUGUACUGAAAUUGAAAUCACUUUCACCGGUAUUGGACUUUUACACGGCUUUCAUCUCCUAUGUCAACCCGGAGAACAGUAGAAGUGGUGCUCAGGUCUGCUCUACCCUCCGUCUUCUAAUCAAGUGUGGUCAUGUCACUGUCUACGAAUGGCGAACCGGAAACCCACCAACCAGUGUUGGUGCAAGUGAUGACUACCUACCAACGAUGCUUGAACGAGAGAGGCAAAAUGUUGAAGCUAUGAAAAAAGAGGCUCUGAUCGACGAUCAGGAAAUUGAUCUUGGUGCUCUGGACGUGGAGAGUGAAGCUGAUCUCUCUGAAAUUGAUUUUGGCACCGAUCUACUCGGCGAUAUCGAUGUCAUUGAUUUGCAUGAUGUCACCCUUGGAGGAGGAGCUGAUCAUGGUUCAUCUCCCCAGAUGACUGGCAAGGCUAUGGCCGUAGGACCAGAUGCUCGUCUCCUAUUAGACACCUCCGAGGGUCGAAACGCCCUCAUCAAUGACCUUGAGGAGUUAACCACUUUUUUGCUCCGCAUCAAGGAGAAUCAUUUCGAUUUCCAGGCUGAUGAUUCUCACGCCCCUGAGGCUAAGAAAAAAACGACUGGUGGUAUCAGCGUUGAUGCCCUCACGCCAAUCUACCACCAAAUAAUGCAGGAUGCUCCCGCCGAGAUUUAUCCAAUGUCUUUAGACAAUCUCGAUUCUAUGUCGUCGGCUGUCCAAAAGGCUUUUGAUGAAAUAACGAACGAGACGAUAACCCACCUGGCUCUUCUUCGGCUACAGCCAAGUUACCUUGAGCGCCUUAUCAGCAGAAUGCAGGACCUUAAACAGCAAGCUGACAGAUCGCGCGCCAAAGUCACCGAAUUGACGGCAUCCAUUGAUCAGGCUAAUGGUGAACUUCUUACGCUCCACACAGAAAUAAAUAACCUCCUGCAAGAGCGGAAAAAUCUCGUUUCUUUUGUGAGUUAA
Mesocestoides corti is the source of this 1248-nucleotide messenger RNA. The record is from the annotation of a GenBank genome assembly. NCBI's taxonomy places the organism in Eukaryota, Metazoa, Platyhelminthes, Cestoda, Cyclophyllidea, Mesocestoididae.